This is a messenger RNA of Didymodactylos carnosus, 736 nucleotides long. Lineage: Eukaryota; Metazoa; Rotifera; Eurotatoria; Philodinida; Philodinidae. The record is from the annotation of a GenBank genome assembly.
AUGGUUCCUUUAAAGAUAUUUCUGUUAGCUGUUUCAUCUGAUAAACCAGCCAUCACGUUACUACAAAACACAGCUCAACCGAAUGCAGCGUAUGGCUGCUAUAGUUGUCAAAUAAAAGGUAUUACCGUAAAAACUGGUAGUGGUCACAAUCGAAUACGAGUAUUUCCUUCAUCGAUUAGAGCCGACGAACAACCACAACUGCGAAAAAAUCACACAUACGAUGCAAUUAUUGCAUAUUUAGAAGAAGUCAAUUUGUUAACAGUGCGAACAAGACAACAAAAACAAAAAUUUCACGAUGAUUUAAAAGGCCACAAUGGACCAUGUCAGCUACGGCAAUUGAAAAUGUUGAUGUCGGCGAAUCCUUCGCAUUUGAUACGUUACAUAGUCUCUAUGGUGGUGUUUUUUAUUUUUCAUUCAACUUUGCCCACUAUUUAUUUUCAGCAUCUGUUACUAUUGGUUAUUUCCGCACACCUUGCUGAAGAUCGUAUAUUAUUAAAAUUAAACAUUCCAAUUGUGCAACUGCUGAUGAAUAAAUUUGUUGUAGAUUUUACCAAAUUAUAUGGCGAACGACAUAGCGUCAUGAAUGUCCAUGUCAAUAUUCAUAUGUCGUCAACACUUACCAAUUUUGCACAAUUAUAUCACGUCAGUACAUAUCCCUUUGAAUCACUCCUUGGAAAAAUAACAUCAUCCAUUGCCGGCACAAAACAUUUUGGUUCUGAAGUAGCAAACAAUUUCA